UUGUUUGUUCAGCUUAAUAAAAAGGCACGCGGACACUUUUUCACUUUAUUGCCAGCUUCCAGAACAAUUUGGAAGCACCAGGACAUUCUAGUACGCUACACAUACAAGAGCACCACAUCCUUUCUUUUUCCAAUUUCACCGGUGACCAACAAGCCAAUACAAUGGCCAGCAAAGUGAAAAACUUGUUCAAAAAGAUCGAAAAUUUUGGCAACCCGGAUCCUCUACCUCCCUCCAAGAACGUUCCGCCGGCGCCCCAGUUUGAUCAAUUUGAUCCGGUGGCAAGCGAAGUGUAUCGCCACCGCAAACACGUGGGCGUGAACCUCGGCUGUCUCUUUUGUCUUGAAGGCUGGUUGGCCCCACCCAGCUUGAAAUCGAGCGGGUUGCGACAUGAUUGGGAAUCCGAGAUUGAUUACCUCGAGGCUUGUCAAUCGCGCGAAAUGGCACGCGAUUCACUUGAAGAUCACUGGAAGAGCUUUAUAACCGAGCAGGAUUUCGAAUAUAUGGCUAAUGCUGGCAUAAAUGCAGUGCGCCUGCCCGUCGGGUAUUGGAUCGUGGUUGAUAGGAACGAUCUAACUGGGCCUUUCAAAAAGUUCCAAGGUGUCUAUGAUGCUGCAUGGAACUAUUUCCUGAUCACUCUCCAUAACGCCGCGAAGCAUAAUAUCGGCGUUCUGGUCGAUUUACACGGUGCUCCAGGCGGUCAAAAUUGCGAUAGUCAUUGUGGUGUGUCAGGCGGACAAGCUCAACUUUUCAGACUUGGAUCGCACAACCAGACCAUUACCCUUAAGGUCCUAAACAAACUGGCCACGACCCUCGCGCCAAUCAACAACGUGAUUGGACUUGAAAUAUUGAACGAACCUCAAGACGAUUCAUCGCUGCCAGGCUUUUACUUGGAAGCGAUUAAACAAGUCCGUCAAGCUACGCCUAAUUUGCGCCUACCAUUGUACAUUGGCGAUGCAUGGAAUUUAGACAAGUACAGCGAAUUCAUUGCCAAGCACCAAAAUGAGUUGGAUUUCUGUGUUCUCGACACCCACCAGUAUUUUUGUCAUAUGCCUGUCGAUCACGCCAAAACGGCCGAGCAACACACGAAACAUCUGACGACCGGAUUAAAGGACAAGUUGACCAACGCGUCCAAGCGUAUUCGAGGCAGCAUGGUUGUUGGUGAGUGGGCGGUCGUGUUGAACGGUAAAUCGAUUCCCAAGGGCCAGCAUGAUGGCAAAGUCAUGAAAGAUUUUGGCGCAGCCGAGCUUCAGGUGUGGGAUCAAACAUGCGGCGGCCAAUUUUAUUGGACUUACAAGACCGCCGAUGACGGAUGGUACUGGAGCUUUAUUUAUUGCAUGAAGAACAAUAUCUUGCCGCAACCGCUGCCCGGUGGUGGAUUCAUCAAUAACGUCAAUGCUGGGCCGAUCCGGGAUAGCAAAGGGGCGGCAAUGGAGGACGCGCAUGGAAAGCAUGUACAGUAUUGGACGGGGCAGAACAAUCAAAAGGUUGUCGAUAACGCCUGGCGUUUUCAAAAAGGGUUUGACGCAGGUUUUGAUGUUGCGCUUCGCUUUGUUGAAUCGUUCAAAAGUCACGUCGGAUUUGUGGGUCAGCUAGCUUAUGAAUAUGCACUACAGCACUGCAACGAAGAUCAGGAUAAGCAGGAAGCGUCGGCAAACGCCUGGCAGUUUGAGCACGGCUUUUCGCAAGCUAUUGGAGUUGUUGAGCAAGGAUUACGACGAUCAGGCGCUCUGUAGUAGUGAUAUUAGCGGUUCUUAGACACCACUUGACUCAUCAAAAUUUUAAUAGAUGAAAAUAAACCUUAGAAGCAAUAUGUCAAUUGUAAUGUAAGAUCAACACUGAUGAUCUAUGCGUAAACCCG
Molecule: messenger RNA, 1858 nt
Organism: Zychaea mexicana
Lineage: Eukaryota; Fungi; Mucoromycota; Mucoromycetes; Mucorales; Lichtheimiaceae
Product: glycoside hydrolase superfamily
Exons: 2
Coding region: 162-1733 (523 amino acids)
Biological process (GO): glucan catabolic process
Cellular component (GO): cell surface; extracellular region
Molecular function (GO): glucan endo-1,6-beta-glucosidase activity
Source: RefSeq, a predicted model, not a curated record